AUGGACAAGCUUUUUAUUCUCGAUAACAUUCUUUUUGGAGAUGGAGCAUUUUCAUCUUCGCCAUGCAAUUUUUCAUUACGCUCCCAUAAAAAGCCCUCAUGUACAUCUUCUCGUGAUGAUGGGAUGCAAGCAUCACAUUCUGCUAAAACGCUUGCUGUUUCGAUCUGGGAAGAGCCAUCAAACGAGAAUUCGUCAAACGAACCUUUGAUAGAGGCAGGUCCAUCAGUACUUGUGAUUUAUGCCGAAAUUCCAGGAAUAAAGAAGGAAGAUGUUUCUAUUUCGGUAGACGGUGAUGUGAUCAAUAUACGUUGUAAACGCAAUCCUAUCCUUUCUCCUACUCCUUCAUCUGAAAAGUCGGAGACCAGGUUUUACCUGUCCGAAAUACACGCGGAGUCAAGUUUUUCUUCUUUCUUGGAAUACUCGAGGAAAAUUCAAGUUCCAACGGAUCGCUUUAAUAUUGACACUGCUUCUGCUUCCGUUUCCAAUGGCACUCUUGCGAUUAAAAUUCCACGAAAAACCUCGAAGGGGCCCAUCGCUCCAAAAAGCAUCCCUAUCCUUUAG
Molecule: messenger RNA, 561 nt
Organism: Mitosporidium daphniae
Lineage: Eukaryota; Fungi; Microsporidia
Product: heat shock protein Hsp20
Exons: 1
Coding region: 1-561 (186 amino acids)
Source: RefSeq, a predicted model, not a curated record